AUGAGAACUUUAAAGACUCAAAACACAAGUGGAAGAACAAGAAGAAGCUGCGACAAGCUCAAAAGUACUAGAAGAGCACAUGUGUUAGGUAGAAGUGAUGGAGAGAAGAAGGUAAUGGAGAAGCUACAAGCGUUGAAGAGUCUUCUUCCUCCAAUGAUACAACAGAGCAAGUCCUCAUCGGAUGAUGUUGGCACGGAAGAGCUGUUUCAAGACACGGCGGAUUAUAUUGUCCGGCUUAGAACACAAGUUGUUGUAUUAAAGAAACUGAUUGAGAUUUGUGACAACUCUUCUGACCAGAGUAAAGAAGUUGUAUUAUAA
Messenger RNA from Capsella rubella, 318 nucleotides. RefSeq lists its product as uncharacterized. The transcript has a single exon. The coding region runs from base 1 to 318 and encodes 105 amino acids. NCBI's taxonomy places the organism in Eukaryota, Viridiplantae, Streptophyta, Magnoliopsida, Brassicales, Brassicaceae. The record is from RefSeq and is a predicted model, not a curated record.